UGCAGACGCAAUUUCAUCAGUGGGCGUGCGUGUACGUGCACACAUAUAUGGCCCUCUGAAUUGAUAGCUAGAGGACUCGCAGCGUCCUUCGGCUUCCUGCUCACCAUCGGCAUCACCCAGACCCAUCCAAGCUCAAAAAAGCGACACAAUGUCUUCCCGAAAGGCAUCCCCGCUCGUCGAGGACGCCGUCACUCCGGUGCUACCUACGCAAACCAGUGCCAUCGAUGAGGGGAGCGACUUGGAACACAAGUCUGCCGCCUUGGACACGAGUGCCGACAAGCAGGACGUCGAGGAGCUAGCCAAGCCCGUGGACCUCAAAGAGCAACGCAAAGCCAAAAAUUCCGAUUUCUUCACCGUCCUGGCCUCCGGAGCUGCUCUGAUCAGCGACGGUUACUCCAACAAUGUCACCACCAUGCUCAACCCUCUCUUCACGCAUCGCUACGGCUCCAGAGUCUUCGACUCGGCAACCUCGACUCGUAUCAGCAACUCGCUGCUUGUGGGCGCGAUCAUCGGUCAGGUCGUCGUCGGAAUUAUCUGUGAUCGCAUUGGAAGGAAAUCGGCAAUCGUCAUUGCUACCUCACUCAUCGUCCUCGGAGGCAUCUUUGCCACCGCGGCAAGUCCCGUGCACGGUAGCACAAGCGCCCUCUUUUGGUGGAUUACCGUCGCUCGGGGGGCGCUCGGAGUCGGUGUUGGUGCAGAGUAUCCCGCAAGCUCCACAUCUGCGAGCGAGGCUGCAAACGAGCGGUACGGACGCAAGCAGCGCAGCACCGUCUUCAUCCUCGUCACCAACUUUGUGCUCAGUCUCGGUGGUCCGCUCGCCGUUUCCUACUUCCUCAUCGUCUUGUCCGCCUCAGGAUACAACAAUACAACAACGCCCGGCGAUCAACGCAACCUGGACAUCGUUUGGCGUUUAUGCUACGGCUUUGGCGCCAUCCUACCUUUACCAGUGUUCUACUUUCGCAUGAAGAUCCUCAAUUCCAAAGCUUAUCGAGUCGGCGCGAUUCGUCGAAAUGUUCCCUACGGUCUUGCGCUCAAGCGGUACUGGCCCAGACUGCUGGGCACUUGUGGAGCGUGGUUCCUGUACGACUUCGUUGCAUUUAGCAAUGGCGCCUUUUCCGGAACCAUCAUCAGCACGGUGGUGGAUAAUCCUACGCUGAAACGCGUGGGAGAGUACCAGCUGCUGCUGGGAGCCAUUGCUCUGCCCGGCGCACUCUUUGGCGCGUUCGCGGUCAAGCCCUUGGGCACAAAGUGGCUGCUGUGCGUAGGAUUCACCGGGUACAUCAUCAUUGGUCUCUCCGUCGGUCUGGCAUGGGAACGCAUCAUUAGCAAGCCUGCCCUGUUUGUCGUGCUGUACGCCCUCAUUGCCAGCUUUGGCAACUUUGGUCCGGGAUCCUGCUUGGGUCUCGUGUCUUCCGACUCGUACCCGACUGCUCUGAGAGGCACCUUUUACGGCAUAUCUGCCGCUGUCGGCAAAGCUGGCGCUGCGGUCGGCACCGAAGUCUUUAAACCCGUGACAGACAAUCUGGGCAAAAAGUACGUCUUUAUCAUCGCAGCAGGCAUCGGAGCUGCCGGUGUGCUCUUCUCCGCUCUCCUCAUUCCCGACACGACCAAAUUCGACUUGGACUCGGAGGACGAUAGGUGGCGCAGGUAUCUGCUUGCGAAUGGAUGGAACGGCGAGCUGGGCGAUGGAAGUACGCCUACCCACAAAGCGUCUGACGUGGCAGCGCUGUCGGAUGAGGACGUUUCGAGCGAGGAAGGUGCGGUCAGCAAGGACGAUGACGUGAGACGUUGACCGUCGGGCCGGAACAAUUCGCUAUUCCCCCUGUAUUGUUCCGAAUCUGCUUUCUGUCAUGUGUCCCUAAUGCUUUUCCGAGUUGCAUGUCACGAUCUCUUUGCUCGAGGAGGGGUUCAUCCACGAGAGGAAACGCACACGUCUUCAUUGUGCAGAGUUCUGCGAUGCAGGUGCUCGUGUCUGCCAGCCACGAGGAUAUUUGUAGCGCUUUCGGCUUCGCAAUCGUUUAUGAAAGUAUCGAGCGCCACAGACCGCAAAGACGG
This is a messenger RNA of Ceraceosorus guamensis, 2055 nucleotides long. RefSeq names its product MFS general substrate transporter. Gene Ontology annotation, molecular function: carboxylic acid transmembrane transporter activity. Gene Ontology annotation, cellular component: plasma membrane. The record is from RefSeq and is a predicted model, not a curated record. Bases 149 to 1792 code for a protein of 547 amino acids. Gene Ontology annotation, biological process: transmembrane transport; carboxylic acid transport. Lineage: Eukaryota; Fungi; Basidiomycota; Exobasidiomycetes; Ceraceosorales; Ceraceosoraceae. The transcript has 3 exons.